Molecule: messenger RNA, 792 nt
Organism: Durio zibethinus
Lineage: Eukaryota; Viridiplantae; Streptophyta; Magnoliopsida; Malvales; Malvaceae
Source: RefSeq, a predicted model, not a curated record
AUGGGAAAAAACGAUUUCCUAACCCCCAAAGCAAUCGCGAACCGAAUCAAAGCCAAAGGUCUCCAGAAGCUUCGAUGGUACUGUCAAAUGUGCCAAAAGCAAUGCCGAGACGAAAACGGAUUCAAAUGCCAUUGCAUGAGCGAAUCUCACCAGCGCCAAAUGCAAAUCUUCGGGCAAAACCCGGACCGGAUCUUAUCCGGAUACUCCGAAGAGUUCGAACAAAACUUCCUCGAACUCAUGAAACGCAGCCACCGGUUCAGUCGCGUCGCCGCCACGGUCGUUUACAAUGAGUUCAUUCAUGAUCGACAUCACGUUCAUAUGAAUUCGACCCAGUGGGCUACUUUAACGGAGUUCGUCAAGUAUUUGGGACGGACUGGGAAGUGUAAGGUCGAAGAAACACCCAAAGGUUGGUUUAUUACUUAUAUUGAUAGAGAUUCAGAGACUAUUUUUAAGGAAAAAAUGAAGAAUAAAAGGAUUAAAUUGGAUAUGGUAGAGGAAGAGAAACAAGAGAAGGAAAUUCAAAAGCAAAUUGAAAAAGCUGAGCAGCUGAAAAUGCCUUUGGAAUCUGAGGAGAAUUCAAAACAGCCUGUCACCAAAGAGCUGAAUUUGGAGAGUGGAGUGAAAAUUGGGUUUACUUUAGGAGGGGGAAAUGUCGCGAAAGGGGAGAGUUCAAAUAAUGCGAGGUUGGUUUUUGAAGAGGAAGAGAAUGAAAACAAGAAGAAGAAUGAGGAGAAAGAGAACAGUGGUAGAAAAAAUGCGUUGGAAGAGUUGAUGAGGAAGAGGAGAAGAUAA